AUGGUCAGCAACAACUACUAACAAGUCAUAAAUUAGCAGUAUGACCCAUUAAGUGAACAAGAAUCGUUAAUGUUAAGUGAAUUACUAUUGAGAUCAUCAUAAAAUCAGCAAUAGUAGCAGUACUAUCAUCAAUCUUAAAAUAAAUAAAACGGUAGUUAGCAUAAUCUAACCUCGUCUUCAAUAUUUCUUCUUCCAAAUCAUACAAAUUCUAACAAUCCUUUUAAUGACAAGUCUUUCACCAACUACUCGAUCACCCAGCAAUGGUAAUCAUAUUUUGUUAAUUUAUAUUUAGCUACUGUUUAAGCUUUGAAAGCAUUAUAAGAUAAAGUAAAAGAACUUGAGACAGAAAAUAUGGCACUGAAACAUUAAAAAGUACAAGAAUAAUCUUAAAAUGUUAAUAUGCUUUAUCAAUAAAAUUAUCAGCUGAAAGAACAAUUGACUCUUUUAAGGCAGCAAUUAAAAUUGGUCGAGGAUGAGAAAAAAAGACAUCUAGAAAUGAAUUCCAUACGGGAAGAAAUUAACCAGACCAAGCAAAAUAUAUAGUAAAUAGAAAUGGUCAUUCAAUAAAUGGCAUAAAAGAAUGAAAACGAUCUAUAAAAUCAUAAGAUAAAGAUCGCUCAGCAGCAUGAAGAGAAUGUAUAGAUAAAGAAAAAAUAUGAUUAGCUCAAAAGAUAGUAUCAAAAAGACGUUCAUAAAUAAUAGAUAAUCAAGUAGGAGAACUAAGAUUACUAGAAAUUGAAAUUGAAAAUGAAAGAAAUUAAGUAAGAGAAUAUCGAACUGAAUCUUAGCCUGAAAUACUUACAGGAAGAAUUAAGAAGUUAUCAUUAGAUAUAUGGUAAAAAUUUCAUUAAAAUAAGAGAACAAAGCUUGAAAGCCAGCCAUAAUUCUCUAAAGAAGGAAAAGACGAUUGAUCGUUAGACUAGAAGAUUAUCAAAUAAUAAUUCCACCUCGAAAAAAGACCCUUUAGCAAGGUCUUAAUCUGUUCAAAAGCUGAAUAAGUAAUCCCAGUUGAUUGUUGUCCCCAAAUAGCAUAUCUAAAAAUCUUUUAUCAGAAAUUCAAGCUCAUAAAGCAAGUCUCUUAAAAGAAAUUCUAGUUAGACAAAAAGAUUUUAGCAAAAUACUAUUACCAUCAAUAGGCAUAAAUCAUCAUAAAAGAAAGCUCUAAAUUUCGAUAAACCUGAUAACUUUGUACUCGAGAGUGUGAGACUUAAUUAGUUAUCGACUGGAUAUUCCCCUGUCAAUGUGCCAUAAGUCUUGCCUCUACUUGAGUCUCAAACUUUAGAAGAUGAACCAACAAUAUCUCAUGAACCAAGAUAUGAAUAUUUCUAGCACAUUAAUGACAACAAUCUCUAGCAUAGUUCUAAAAAGAUUUUAAACAAACUUUAGAAUAUGAGUCAUAGCUCACUUAUCCUUCAUCCUACCUUUAUGGAGAGUGACCUAAAUUAUAACUAAAAAUAGAUGCAAGAUUUGUCAUUCAGCUAAAUCAAAUCAGAUAUCACAUAAUUGGUUGAGACUCUAAGUUCUAAAGAAGAACUACUAUCCAAUCUUAAAAGCAAACAAAUUUCAUAGAACUUAUAUAAGAGAAAUCAAAAAAGAAACAGUAAUAAUGGAGAUGGGUAUAUUUUAGUAGGCGAGUCUGUUAACUAAAUCGGCUAAGAUAUUAGCAGAAUACAGACAAAUCAGAGUGCUUCAGUACUUUCUUCAAGCUUCAGAGCUAAUAAUUGA
Molecule: messenger RNA, 1725 nt
Organism: Stylonychia lemnae
Lineage: Eukaryota; Ciliophora; Spirotrichea; Sporadotrichida; Oxytrichidae
Source: the annotation of a GenBank genome assembly